This is a messenger RNA of Eubalaena glacialis (North Atlantic right whale), 816 nucleotides long. RefSeq names its product cAMP-regulated phosphoprotein 19-like. The transcript has a single exon. Gene Ontology annotation, molecular function: protein phosphatase inhibitor activity. The record is from RefSeq and is a predicted model, not a curated record. Lineage: Eukaryota; Metazoa; Chordata; Mammalia; Artiodactyla; Balaenidae. Gene Ontology annotation, cellular component: cytoplasm. The coding region runs from base 1 to 339 and encodes 112 amino acids.
AUGUCCGCGGAAGUCCCCGAGGCAGCCUCCGCGGAGGAGCAGAAGGAAAUGGAAGACAAAGUGACUAGUCCAGAGAAAGCUGAAGAAGCAAAAUUAAAAGCAAGGUAUCCUCAUCUGGGACAAAAGCCUGGAGGUUCAGAUUCUUUAAGGAAACGAUUGCAGAAAGGGCAAAAAUAUUUUGAUUCUGGGGAUUACAACAUGGCUAAAGCAAAAAUGAAGAACAAGCAACUUCCUACUGCAGCUCCGGAUAAGACAGAGGUCACUGGUGACCACAUUCCCACUCCACAGGACCUUCCUCAACGGAAACCAUCUCUUGUUACUAGCAACCUGGCUGGCUGAUUAAAAGAGCUGAACUGCAUGAAUCUUCUAAUUCCCAUUAUUUCUCCUUAAUAUGUUACUUCUCCACUUUUUAUUUCCUUUCACUCACUAAGUCAUUUGAGAGUUAUGGCUUUGCAGGUAGUGGUAGUGUGUGUGUAAGGGAAUAUACAUGUGUAGAGUUUUGAUUAGUUUAACAGUGCACUGAUGAAAAGAACAUGUUAGAGCAAUGUAAAGUAAUCUACUUGAAAAUAAUUGUAUAUAUUACCUAACUCCUAGUGUAGGGCUGGUUCCAACAAGUAACAAGCAAGUUUUACAGUUUUAAUGUUUUGGCUUUCUUUAAUUCAUCUUAAUUAUAGCUUUGUAUGUUACUCUUAUUUAAUGUAACCUCUAUUGUAUUGAUUUCUUGUGUAUUUUCCUUUUGGAUUUUGUAAAACAGAAGUUUAAGACCACAAGUUAGAAGAAAGGUCACAUAUUUCAAACACAAAUAGAUGGGGCUUC